UAAUGAAGAAAUUCAAAGGUUCGUUGUAAAAAAUGGAAAGAGUGUAAAAGCAAUUGUUAAGUCAAUGUGGAAUCAGACAGUUCCACUGUUAAAUAAAGAGCAUUAUCAAAAAACCGUGUUGGCAUGUUUUAUUCAAUUUUGGACUUUUUACGCUGCCCAUGGGUUAUUUAUGUGGUUCCCUUACAUUCUCAAUAAAGUGAUGCAGUUUACGAAUGAAAACCCUUCUGCAAGACUCGAAAUAUGCGAUAUAGUAUAUUCGAUGGUUGAAAAAACUAGAAACAUUCAAUUUAAUGGCACAGAUGGUGUUUUUGAAACUGAAAGGGGUUGUGACAGAGUUUUGGAAUUGUCAACUUAUAAACAUUCUAUAUCCCAUGAGGUGAUUUAUGUGAGUUCAUUUCUAUGUAUAGGAUUUUUAACCGGGAAAGUAGGACGGAGUCCAACUCUUUUCACAAUCUUAUUUGUUUGUGGUGUAUGUGGAGUAUUGAGUGCAGUUAUCACAACGCCUAUGGUAGCUAUAUACUUCCAUAUUAUUUUACUGGUAGCUGGAUUGGCAACAACAGUUGUUAAUAUUACUGUUGUUGACAUAUAUCCUACCAAUUUCAGAGCAAUGGCUGUUUGUAUUUCACUUAUGAUUGGGAGAAUAGGAAGUGUUACUGGAACGAAUGUUGUUGGGAUGUUAAUGGAAAAUUAUUGUAAAACUUCAUUGCUUACAGCUAGUAUACCAGUGAUAAUCUGUGCUUUCUUAUCAUUGCUUUUACCAAGUGGUAUGAAUUCAAAGAAAAUGAAAAAAAUUAACUAUAAUGAUCCCACCUCAUAAUGGAUCAUUCGAAUUCCACUU
Messenger RNA from Episyrphus balteatus (marmalade hoverfly), 838 nucleotides. RefSeq lists its product as uncharacterized. The coding region runs from base 65 to 817 and encodes 250 amino acids. The transcript is spliced from 4 exons. Lineage: Eukaryota; Metazoa; Arthropoda; Insecta; Diptera; Syrphidae. The record is from RefSeq and is a predicted model, not a curated record.